GUUUCCGCUGCAUGCCAGCUUCACUGUGGCGAUUUGUGAGGACCUCUGUUGAUCCGAAUUCAAAACACAAAACCUCUGGGUACUGAGUGGUUGGCCAUGGCGUCUGACUCCCCGCGCAGACCGAGCCGCUGUGCUGGUGGGGUUGUGGUUCGAGCACAGGCUGCAACAGAGCAGUCAUACAUGGAGAGUGUAGUUACGUUCUUGCAGGAUGUAGUCCCUCAGGCAUAUACUGGGACACCUCCAAAUGAUGAAAAAGAGAAGAUAGUUUGGGUCCGUUUUGAAAAAACAGACAUCAAUGAUGUGGCCCGCUUACCAGAGUUCCAAGAGAUGCAUGGCAGCGGCACUGACCCACCUCUCUGCUUGAUGAUUGGCUACACGGAUGGAAUGCAGAUUUGGAGUAUAUCACUGAAUGGGGAGGCACAGGAGCUGUUCUCUGUGCGGCACGGACCUGUGCGAACUGCUAGGAUCCUGCCUGCUCCUCAUAUCAGUUCCCUCAACACUGACAGCUUCGCUGAGAAACGGCCCCUCCUCGGCGUGUGCAAGAGCACGGGCUCUUUGGGGUGA
Sinocyclocheilus rhinocerous is the source of this 564-nucleotide messenger RNA. RefSeq names its product breast carcinoma-amplified sequence 3-like. NCBI's taxonomy places the organism in Eukaryota, Metazoa, Chordata, Actinopteri, Cypriniformes, Cyprinidae. The coding region runs from base 97 to 564 and encodes 155 amino acids. The record is from RefSeq and is a predicted model, not a curated record. Gene Ontology annotation, cellular component: cytoplasm. The transcript has 7 exons. Gene Ontology annotation, biological process: autophagy; response to starvation.